GAUAAAUAAUAAUUUAAAAUAAAGUAUAUACAAUAAUUUUUUUUUUUCUUUUAUAGAAUAUUUAUAUAUAAAGAAAUUAAAAUGAAAACUGUAUUUUCAAAUAAAGUAUUUUCAAUUAAAUCAACUAUUAUAGUAAUAAUUUAAUUUUAUUUAUUUUUAAUUAUUUUUUAAAAAAAAAAAAAUUUUAGAAAAGUUAUUUAAAGGAUGAUUUUAAAAAUUAAAUAAUCAUUAAAUCAUAAAUUCAAAUAUUAAACAAACAAACAAAUAAAAAACUUAUUAAAAUAUAAAUAUUAAAAUAUAAUAACAAAAUGUCAAACUCAGUUCACCCAGGAGAUAAAUCACAAUCAUAUUACAACGCUACUAAAGAUGCCGCUGUAAAUACUUAUAAUGCCACCAAAGAUGCCGCUGUAAAUACAUACGAAGCUACUAAAGAUGCUUUAAAUAAUGGAAUUAAUUAUGUAGCCGAAUCAAUUCAACCAGUCAUCGAUAAAACCAAAGAAAUGGGUUCAAAUGCCACCAAUUCUCUAAGUGAAGGCUACGAUAGUAUGAUGCACAAAACAUCCGAAAUGAUGACACAAGCAAAACAUAACACCGAAGAGACAAUGGAGAAAUGCGAACAUUGGACAGAAGAACAAAAGGAUGCAUUCUGUGAUAAAUGCAAAGAAUUAAAAAAACAAGCCGACAACGCCUCUGAAAAUGCAGGAAAGAAUAUUAAAUCAACAGCAAAUGAUUUCAACGAUAAAAUGAAUGAGGCUGGAAAAGAAAUUAAAGAUAAAACAAAUGAAUUAUCAAAAGAUACUAAAAAUGCAUUUAACAACGCAGGCGAUAAAAUGAACGAUGCCGCAAAAGAUGCCAAAGAUAAAACCAACAGUUGGGCUCAAGAUAUAAAGGAAGCUACCAAUGAUGCAGCCGAAGAUGUCAAAGAUAAAACCAAUGAAUGGUCAAAAGAUGCCAAAAACGCUCUUAAUGAUGCCGGUGAUAAAAUGAAUGAUGCAGCCAAAGAUAUCAAAAAGAAAGCUCAAUAGAAAAUAUUAAAAUAUCAAUUUUUUUCCUUUUGUAAAUAAUCAUACAUAAAAAAAAAAUAAAAAAAAAAUAAAUAAAUAAAAAAAAUCAAUCUUUUAAAUAUACAU
This is a messenger RNA of Dictyostelium purpureum, 1130 nucleotides long. RefSeq lists its product as uncharacterized. Bases 309 to 1025 code for a protein of 238 amino acids. The transcript has a single exon. NCBI's taxonomy places the organism in Eukaryota, Evosea, Eumycetozoa, Dictyosteliales, Dictyosteliaceae. The record is from RefSeq and is a predicted model, not a curated record.